Ylistrum balloti is the source of this 879-nucleotide messenger RNA. Its product is annotated as transcription factor Sox-14-like. Gene Ontology annotation, molecular function: DNA-binding transcription factor activity, RNA polymerase II-specific; RNA polymerase II cis-regulatory region sequence-specific DNA binding. The transcript has a single exon. Gene Ontology annotation, biological process: anatomical structure morphogenesis; cell differentiation; regulation of DNA-templated transcription. The record is from RefSeq and is a predicted model, not a curated record. Lineage: Eukaryota; Metazoa; Mollusca; Bivalvia; Pectinida; Pectinidae.
AUGAUUACAGGUGAAAAACCGCAUCCAGGUAAAUAUUUUUAUCGGCGUAAGGUGAGUUAAACAGCAUCGGACAUAAUGAGCACUAGUGGUGAAAUGAGCCCACAAGACCUGUCGCCAUCAGGUGGAGGAGGAAGUAUUGACAUAAACAUGGAAAAUAAUAAACAUCUAAACAAUGACCACGUGAAAAGACCGAUGAAUGCUUUUAUGGUGUGGUCAAGAGGCCAAAGACGAAAAAUGGCACAAGAAAAUCCCAAAAUGCACAACUCUGAAAUCAGUAAGCGGUUAGGAGCGGAAUGGAAACUACUCUCCGAGGAGGACAAACGGCCAUUUAUUGAUGAAGCCAAACGAUUACGGGCUCUUCAUAUGAAGGAACAUCCAGAAUACAAAUAUAGACCCAGAAGGAAACCAAAAUCCCUUCUUAAAAAGGACAAAUACGCUUUCCCAAUUCCGAUGUUAGGAGGCUUUGGGCCGUCUCUAGGGACCAUGCCUCCGGGUUUCGGACCCAUGACAAGCCAAGCAGAGGGAAUGAUGGGGAGCGCAGCUUCGUUUAGUUUAAGUGAAAAAAUGAGAGCAUUUCUACCACCUUCGUCAACACAUGGAUUUUAUCCUCAUCUUGAUAGUGCAGGAAAGUUGGACAGUUCUUCAAUAGGUGCACUUCGUUCUCAAGAAUUACCCAGUAUGUAUGGUUCGCCCUAUCUUCCUUCUCACUCCUCGGCAUCAGCCUUGAGUGGACUACCCCCGGCCGCACAUUCUCACCCUGGACAGUAUCUGGUGCCCUGUUGUCCCCCGGGCUACUUACCCUCGCAGGACGUACAUAGACCAGUUGCUUAUGUAUUAGUGAAACCAGAAGAUCACUAUCGGCACCCAGCUGUGAUGUAA